AUGACUGUAUCUCAGUUUGAAGAAUUGGUGGAAUUAGUACGAGAACCUCUAACAAAAUGCAGCAUUCGUGAAUCAUUGUCAGCUGAACAUCGAUCGACAGUAAGCAAAAUUGUUCAAGAAACAUGUCAAGUAAUUUGGGAGAAAUUAUCAUCAAAAUAUUUUCCAUAUCCCGGUACAGAAGAAUUCCUACAGUACGCUCAAAAUUUCAAAGAGAUCUGGAACUUGCCAAAUUGUAUUGGAGCAGUUGAUGGCAAACACGUUACCGUUCAAUCUCCGUAUAACAGUGGAAGUAACUUUUUCAACUACAAAAAGACAUUUAGCGUCGUGCUAUUAGCAGUAUGCGAUGCUAAUUAUGUAUUCACACUGGUCGAUGUCGGAGCUUCUGGCUCUCAAAGCGACGGAGGAAUCUUUAAGGCAUCGGCAUUUGGACAAGCUCUCGAGAAUAAUGAACUUUGCAUACCAGAUGAUUGCAACUUACCGGAUAGUAAUAUUGGAUUUCCAUAUUAUUUCGUAGGCGAUGAAGCUUUUCCCUUGAAAAGAUACAUGAUGCGUCCAUAUCCUGGAACUGGCUUGAGUUUAACACAAAAAAUAUUCAAUUACCGUCUUUCUCGAGCAAGGCGUGUGAUCGAAAAUGCUUUUGGCAUUCUCGUCAAUCGUUGGCGAAUUUUCAGAUCGACAAUCAUAGCAGAUGUCAAUACUGUAGAAUUUAUCAUAUGUGCCACAUUGUGUCUUCACAAUUUCCUUCGAAUAUCGGAACUCUCAAUUCACUCACAAAAUCGUAUGUACUGUCAUGUGAACUAUGGUGUGGAUGAAAGGAAUAUGCAAGUAAACGAAGCAUCUGAAAGUCGAAGACAAAAAGAUAAAAAGAACGUUGGUGCUUUCCAGAGAAUAGGAAGAUUGGGAGCAAAUAACUCAUCAACUGAAAAUCUCAAGUUACGUGACAAUCUUGCAAAUUACCUUGUUUCUGUAGCAGGCGCAGUCUCAUGGUAA
Molecule: messenger RNA, 990 nt
Organism: Cyphomyrmex costatus
Lineage: Eukaryota; Metazoa; Arthropoda; Insecta; Hymenoptera; Formicidae
Product: putative nuclease HARBI1
Exons: 2
Coding region: 1-990 (329 amino acids)
Source: RefSeq, a predicted model, not a curated record